AGGCACGGGCCAGCGCUACCGCAAGGAUCCAUGGAAGAUUGUCUAUGGCUACCAGUUCAAGAGGAAUCUGCAGUGCACUGCCAAGCCCAAGCAGAAAGCCAUGCAAUCGAGGCAGGAAGCCGAGGCAGAGUGCAGCAAGGAUUCCAGCUGCAAGGGCUUUUAUUCACCCAAGUGUAACGAAUCUGUGGUGCUCUGUCUGGAUAUGGCCGACCAAGAAGCCAAUGGCGGUUGUGUCUAUGAGAAGCUGGAGAUUGGCGGCGGAGAGCAAUGCACCGGCACAGCGUCCGAGGUGACCGCAUGUAACAGCCAGAUCUGCUCGGUAGACUGCGUGAUGUCGGAGUGGACAGACUGGACGCCCUGCGAGAAGUGCACGCAAGUGCGGCGGAGGAACGUCACCCAGGAGAGCGGUGCUGGCGUGCCUUGCGGUAAGACGGAGGAAGAGAAGCCCUGUGGAACGCCCUGCGUGGAUUGCAGCCGGUCAGAAUGCGAAAACUCCACGGAGGUCUCUCAAUGCACACAGCCGGGCAAUUGCUCUACGAACUGCACAUGGGAGGACUGGAACGAUUGGACGGUUUGUUCCGCCAGCUGUGGUGAAGGGAGCCGAGUGAGGUUCCGCCUUGUGGCAAAGGAGGCCGUGGGGCCCCACGGUGCGGAGUGCACCGGCAAGCCCAAGGAAGAAGAAUACUGUGACCCUGGAAGUGAAUGUCCAGUUGAUUGUGCCUUCAACGACUGGAAGGACCAUCACAUUGCGAAGCUCUACUUGUAUUCUUUUGGUUCGCUGGAUGAGAGAUCCGUAGAUUGAGCAAAUGAUAUGCUGAGAGGGAAGCAAAAAGCAAACAUUCAACUUUCACACUGAGUUUUUGGAUUGCAAGCAUUGUGUGAACAGGUUUGGAGGCCAACGUUACUUGGUUGGAGACCAUCGCUAUUACGAGGCCAUUGCUACUAGGUUGGAGGCCAUUGCUACUAGGUUGGAGGCCAUCGCUAUUAGGAAUUGAAUUCUUAAUGAAUUGAAUCUUAAAAAAAUAUAUCGCAGUUUUUCGGACCAAGUUGCCCCCGCCAGUGAUUUGGAAGGGAUGGCUGAGGAAGCAACAUGGCUCUCCUUGACCAAAAGCCAAACGACCUCCGGCUCUUCAAGGGUACACGAGCUUCACUUGGCACAAUUUUUGAGGGAAGUCAGUGUCAAACCACAUAGCUUUCAGAAGUUUAUGGAGCUCCUUCGAGGGCACAGCGAAGCAAGCACAGCAGAGGGUGAUGAGGGUGAGGAGGUUCAGGACUCUUCUACGUUCGAUGAUCCAUGCGGCACAUGUGGUCAGGAGAUUCGAGCUUCUUCGAAAUGUGUCCUCAUGAGCUUCUCAGACACAAAGCGCAAAGCGAGCAAAGCGAGAAGAUGCGCUUCACUGAUGGUGAGCAUUUGAUGGACACUCCGAGAGAGGGGAGCAAGAUAGUAAAUCAUCGGCAAGACUGACUUUACUGCUUAUCCAAUUUUUUUUUUGUGUUUCAAUACUUCGGUUGUCGGCGAUCAGGUUGCAGGCAAGAGCCCAUAUAGAUUUCCUUCAGAAGUGCAGCAGUUUGGCAGCACCUAUCUGUUACUCUUUCAGCAUCGCUUUUGCUUUGCACCCCUGAAUUUUCUCAACCUUGCAGUUUUUUUCAAUCAGGGCGUGCUAGGAAAGCAAGUCAGGUGCUUGUUCGAAUUAGUUCUUAUUGCAAAACGCUGAAGCGCUGAGUCUGAGAAACCACCCAGCCAUCGCGCUUGAAAAAGA
Durusdinium trenchii is the source of this 1760-nucleotide messenger RNA. NCBI's taxonomy places the organism in Eukaryota, Dinophyceae, Suessiales, Symbiodiniaceae. The record is from the annotation of a GenBank genome assembly.